AUGUGCAUACGGAGGCUUGCAGCAAAGCUCAAGGAGGAGCAGCGACGGAACCCACACCGCGCAGCCACUCUUGCCGCCAGCCACAGCGAGUAUGACAAGGUGGCAAAGACGAGGACGCGGCUGGCAGUGCGGGCGGAUAUGUACAUAGAAGCGACACACUUUCGUGGAGGUGUGCAUCUCAAGCAGGCCGGACAGGGCUCGGGUCAUGCCGAAUCAUCGCUGGUGGUGGCCGAGACGCUGGCAUCGUACGUGCCGCUGGCGACGGUCCGGCACUGCUUCACGAUGCAGGCUGGCGAGGUAUGGGCGCCGCGGGUCGAGUCAUUUGACGGCGCAGUGGUGUUCUGCGACAUUGCGGGCUUUACUCCGCUGACGGAAAAGUAUGCACGUGAGGGCCCGGACGGAGCCGAGAAGCUUGUCUCGUUCCUCAACCAGUACUUUGGACGGCUGAUCCGAAUGGUGCACGAGCACGGCGGCGACGUCAUUCUGUUUGCCGGCGACGCGCUCAUUGCCAUGUGGGGCUCAAAGCACAACUCGGAGCACAAGAUGGCGCUGCCGGAUGAGAUUCUGCGCGAGUGCGCGUUUGCGGCAGUCAAAUGCGCCGCGACGAUCGACGAGGCGGUCAACUCGGAUCCCAACUCGGACGAGCCGCGGCUGCACAUGGGCGUGGGCGCCGGCCAGCUGCACUUUUUGCAGGUCGGUGGCGUCGCUGACUCAUGGACAUACCUGCUGUGUGGCGAGCCGCUGGCGCAGAUUGCGCUCGGCGGCUCGCUCUCCUCGCACGGCACCGUCGUCUCACCGCAAGUCUGGUCGCUCGUCGACGCCAUGUUUGACGGCGGCCCGGUCCACAUCAAGGCCGCUGCCGCGUCACUUGCUGACCAGGCCGACGGCUUUGUACAGAUCCUCGGCGCCAAGCCUGCCUUUGAAGACGCGCCGGUCAUGACGCAGGCCGUGGUCAAGACGGCCUUUGAGGCACGGGUCACCGGCUCACUCCGCAUGUUUAUUCCCAAGGUCAUUCAGAAGAACACCAAGCCCGGCGAGCUGACCCAGAAUGUCAAGCUGACCAACGCGGCGUCGCUCGAGCGGGCGCACCAGGUCGUCCGCACCAUCCAGACCGCCUUUUACAGGUACGGUGGUGUGAUCAACAAAAUCCUACUUGACGACAAGGGCUUCAUCAUCCUCGCCGGCUUUGGCCUCCCGCCGUUUGCGCACGAGGACGAUCCCGAGCGGGCGGUUCUCGCCGCGCUCGAGUCACAGGAGCAACUCGCGUUGAUCCAGGUUGUCUCGGCCAUCGGCAUCACCACCGGCACUGCCUUUUGCGGAAUCGUCGGCUCCAAGGAGCGGCGCGAGUACACCGUCAUUGGCGAUGCCUUUGAGCGCAUCGGCCGCAAAAAAUUCAAGGGCAAGGCCAACGAGAUCGAGGUCUGGGCGCCCGCUGCCAUUGCUGAGCGCAAGGCGCUCAAGUCGCUCGUCGACAUGGAGCGCCGCAACGUGCCGCUUGUCGGCCGAAACCGCGAAAUGCUGCUUGUUGCUCGCGCUCUCCGCGCCCGCACCGGCGCCGUCAACCACAAUACGGGCCUCCGCGUGGUGUGCGUUGAGGGUGAGGCCGGCGAGGGCAAAACGCGCCUGCUGGAAGAGGCCCAGCGGUACGCCGUUGCCCUCGGCUACUCGGUCGUCCAGGGUUGCGGCUCGGAAAUCUCCAAGAGCAUCCAGUACUCGUCGUUUGCCGGCGUGCUCUCGGACGUGCUCGCUGGCGCUCGGAGCUCGGACUCUCUCCUCCCCAUCAACAACGACGCCGAGUCGGACGCCCUGCACGCCGCCGGGCCGCCGGCCGCGCGCCGAGGGCCCGCCCAGCAGGCCAACUUGGUGUACAAGAUCUACGAGGACACGGGCCUCUCGGCCAGCCUUGACAACAUCGACCCCAUUUACCUCCUUGCCGGCGUUCUGCCAGGCCUCAAGCUCCACGCUCGCAUCCCAGUCGAUGGGCCGGGUGCUCCGUCGCUCGGCGGGCGAGCCAAGCUCGACGCCACCGGCAAGCUCUGCAUGGCGAUUCUCGAGUGGCAGUCGCGGAGCGCGCCGACGCUGCUGCUCAUGGACGACAUCAACCACCUCGACUCGUCGUCGCGCAAUCUGCUCGUCGCCGCAGUCAACGCUGAGCUGCCAGGCCUUAUGGUCAUGACUGGCGCCCGGCCGUUUGGCCACGUCCCGCGCUUUUACGCCGAGCUCCGCGGAGAUGCGCGGAGCCAGCGGUCGAUGACCGUCUCGCUCGACUCACUUCCUCCUUGCGCCAUCCGGCAAAUCGCCGCCGCCCGCCUCAAGGUCAAGGAGCUGCCGUCAGUUGUCGAGGAGACUGUGGUCUCCAAGACCGGCGGCAACCCGUUUUUUGCUGAGCAAAUGGUCCACGCCAUGAAGGACCGCAAGCUUGUCCACAUCGAGUCGGGCUACUGCGUCGUCCCGUCGGGCGUCUCCUCGCAGGACAUUCGCUCCAUGCCGGUUCCCGGUCCGCUGCAGGCGUACAUUGUGUCGCGCAUGGACCGGCUCGCGCCCUCGGUUGCCAAGGUCUCUAAGGUUGCAGCCUGCAUCGGCAUGACCUUUUCGGCCUCGAUCCUCAUGCAAGUCCACCCGUCGCGGACCGGGCCGUCCGCCGCCCCGUCGGCGUCGGGCACGCCCGCGCUUUGGCCCACCGUCGAGGCUGAGCUCCAGGCCCUCAUCGCUGUCGGCUUUAUCGAACUCGCUGCCGCGCAGCCGCACGAAGCGCUCGACGGCUCGGGAACACUCUCGAACUCGGGCUCGCUCCCGUCGGCGAGCUCGGGCGGGACCAAUCUCUCGGGUUCGUCCAGCGACAUGUUUGCCCACCUUCAGGCGGUGCGAUCCGACUCGGCGGCCCUCACGCCGAGCUCGGUCUUCCGCUUCUGCAACAAGGUCAUUCAUGACGUUGUCUACGACCUUCUGCCCUACCGCGAGCGCGCACUCCUCCACGCCGAAAUCGCGCUCUGCCUCGAGGCGCUCUCUGGCGCACUCGCCACCGACAUGGAGGCGCUCUUCCGCCACUACUGCUCGUCGAACAUGCCGGCAAAGGCCAUCAAGUACGCCGAGAUCCUCGCCACCCGCGCCAUGAAGAACUUUGACUACGACGCGGCCUACGCCAUCCGUGACAAACUCCUCUCGCUGGACCUCACCCGCGUCCCGCUUGUCCACGUCCUCGCUACCCGGCGCAAGCUCGCCGAGACUGCCAUUCUCCUCGGCAACGAGGUCGGUGCCGUCCGCCUCCUUCUCGAGGCCCUGUUCAUGGCCCGCGAGGCACUGCCUGCCUUUUCGCCGCCUGAAGUUGAGGCGCUCCUUGCCGACGAGAAUGAUCCGGCCGCCAACGCCGCCCCGCGCGACGUCAUCUACCCGGUCCUGCUCUGGCACUGCCUCGACGCCGAGCGCGAGGCCCGCGCCGCGCCUGAGGCCAAUAAGGCCGAAAAGGCCGCCGACGCGCCCGUCGCCGCUGCGGCCUCAGCCAUCCGCCGUACCCGCCGCGCCUCGCUCUCGCAACGCAUCUCCGACAUUGCCUCGCGCGCCGCCUCGCCGCGCAAGCAGUCGCCUCUUGCCUCGUCGACCCGCACCCCCCACGCUGUCGCCGAGCUGGACGCUGCCGCCAUCGCCGCCGCCGCCGUCGCUGCAGGCCCGCUCCCGGCGGCGCACCCGUCGCCGCUCCCGCCUCCGCCCGCGGACGAACUUCCGCCACCACCGCCGGACCUCGUCGCCGCCCUUGCAGCGUCGGCAAUGCCCAAGCCGCCGCCGCCCAUCCCGGGCUCGCCGGCGUCGGACGCGCCGCGGUCGGCCAUUCCUCCCAACUUUGUCCCCAGCGAGCGGCGGAACUCGACGCCGCCGUCGAUCUUUGGCGCCCCGUCGCGUAUCACAGGCCCGCCGCCGCCACUCCCCGACGACGACUUUGACAUCGACAUCCUGCCCAUGCCGCCCGCCGGACUGCACUCGUCGUCGGCCGGCUCGUCGCCUGCCGCCUCGCCCGGUCGCCCGCCGCCGAUCCCGCGCAAGAUCUCGCUGCCACCGCCCAACAAGCCGCCGCGCCGGCGCGACUCGCUCCCGCCCAAGCCGUCACCGGCCGUCUUUGCCCCGCCGCCGCCGCUCCCAUAGAAUCAGCGCAGCGCAUCCCUCUCCCCCCCCCUCCCCGCCUGCCCUU
Thecamonas trahens ATCC 50062 is the source of this 4183-nucleotide messenger RNA. Its product is annotated as AAA ATPase. Gene Ontology annotation, molecular function: adenylate cyclase activity. Gene Ontology annotation, cellular component: cytoplasm. Lineage: Eukaryota; Apusomonadida; Apusomonadidae. The transcript has 4 exons. Bases 1 to 4137 code for a protein of 1378 amino acids. Gene Ontology annotation, biological process: intracellular signal transduction; cyclic nucleotide biosynthetic process. The record is from RefSeq and is a predicted model, not a curated record.